AGGGAGGGAGGAGGGGGGUUGAGGGUUUAUUUUAAAACUAAGAGAAAAGCUGGGGACUCCGGCAGCGAUGGCGGCGGAGAGACCGAUCCCUCAGCUGAUGGAAAGCUUCAAACCAGCCGGUGCCGGCGACACCUCGACUGGCAACGGGGCUGGGAAGAAAGGUGAGAGAGAAGAGGAGGAAAGAACAAAAGUACAAAAGAUCAUCGAAGGAAAUAGUGAGCUCUUCACGGACACUCACUGCAAAGUGUGUAAUGCUGUGCUGAUAUCAGAGUCCCAGAGAUUAGCACAUUACCAGAGCAAGAAACAUGCUAAUAAAGUACGUCGCUAUGAGGAGCUCCAUCAAGAUGGUGAACCAGUUGCCAAAAUAAUAAAAAAGGAUUCCACUGACAGUAGCAAUGGAGAAGUGGAUCGGAAUAAGUAUUGUCCUCUAUGUAAUAUGACUUUUACGUCACCAGUUGUUGCCCAAUCCCAUUACCAGGGAAAAAACCAUGCAAAAACUCUGAAAUUGAAGCAGAAGCAAGAUGAGACAACCCCAGCAUGCUCUGCUGCCCCAAAGGCAAAGAAAGAAGAUGUCCCAACUUUUACUGAGCAGUCCAAUGUUGAACCUGGGAGCAGUGACCCUGACAAAUACUGUAGCCUGUGUCAAGCUUUUUUUAACCAUCCUGCUAUUGCUAAACAACACUAUGUGGGUAAAAGACACAAGAAGCGUGAGACAAAAGCAAAGUUGUUGGAACAACUGGGGCAAACUGAUAAUAACUCUGCUGCUGCUAAAGGCUAUCCCUGUAACACCUGUAACAUUGUUCUGAACUCAAUAGAACAGUAUCAGGCACACAUCCAGGGAACCAAACACCAGAACCAGUUGAAACCUAAUGAAUUUACUGCAGAAGAUGAUGAAGGGGGCUUUGAACUUUUUGAAGAUGACGUCAUCUAACAAUGUUGGCAUGGUGCUCUCCUCAUCAGUGAAUGUUACUCAUGCAGAGGCCUGUUGGCCCAAGUUCAUGUUUGGAUCUGCAUACUGUUGAGAAAACACUUCUACUGAUACAACAACCUAUUAUGCUGAGCUCUAGGGCCCAAUGUGUUUGUUUUAAUUUUAAGUUUGUGCAGAAAGCUGAAGAGAUUGGAAGUAAAAGAACUACAUUUAAAGUAGCAAGUGGUGCUUUUCAUCAUUUGUUUAGCUAUGGGAGAUGCCUCCAACUCAGUACUUUGGUAACUGAAUUGAAAAACUUGUAGCCCUGUCUCUUAAUUCCAUUUGUUUCUUAAGCCCAGUAAAGUUGGUUUCGCUCUUUAGGGAAUGGCAGGAAACUUUGGUACAAAUGAACAAUUCUAAAUGUUUGCUGUACAACUAGCUUGGUAGCCUUUGAAUUGCAGCCUAGUUAAGAUGAAGACAUUGUUUGUAAAUCAUUGCACUGAUGUGCCAUAACCUGAUUGUGCUUCUUUCACCAUCCCAUUUAAAUGAUCUAAUGUUAACAAUUUUCUAGCUGUCUCCCGACAACAUGAAUCUUAGCUGGUUCUUGUUAGACUGAUUGUGGAGGAACUGAAUGAGAUGCAGUCUUUUUAAUUAAUGGGACUAAUCCUGAUUUAUCAUCUCUUGCAUAUUCGGAGGCUUGAGAAAUCUGUGUCCCAUAUCUGUCUCAUUGCUGAAUUUCAUUAUUAAAUGGCCAUUCUUGUCUGAUAUCUGAUAAUUAGCAUAUCACAAUUAUCUAAAACUUUAUGCAAGCUAAUCCCUCGAAUUUAUUUACAGCUGGUUAUUUUGACUUGCAACACUGGAAAAUGGUUUGAUAGAGCAUCAUAUAACAUCGCAUGUGAUGACUAUCUGAAAAGGCAGUAGUUAGUAGUUACUGCAGCAUUCAACAGAUUAUUCGUAGUUUAUUACUAUUCCUAACUGUUCAAACAUUAUUUUGAAUAGACCAAUUUGUUGUCAAUCAAAAAUUGGGCCACAGUUCACACCUUGUUAGUUAAUAACUUGAUUUAUUUUGAAUUUGCUGUAAAAUGUCACCUCAUCCCAGCAAUCCUUUAAAUUACGAGCUGCCUCUAAGUGACCCUGAGUGCUGCAUACAUUUCAGACCUGAACACACUUUCAGAUUGGGUGACUUAUGUUGAGAAACCUGGAGGUUAAUACAUGUGCAACAAAUGUUAAUGUUUAAGAUGCCAUAAAAAAAGUAGUAUGUUUGGUGUGUUCUGACACUAUAUUUUGUUGUGUAUGUUUGUGUUUUUUUUAAAUUACUUGACCUAUAAUGGGGAACAGAAGGGAAACUGCUUUAAUUGUCAGUGACUGAAAACAUCUGUUCUGAACUGAACUGAACUGUGUGCAGACCUCAUACAAGAAUGGACCCAGGAGCUCAGCGUACUCUUCCGUAUUUACAUAAUUUGGGUGUCUGUUUUAAGCAUUUAGACUUUUCUUCCUUUGCUUCCAAUACAUACUUAGACCUCACAAGAUUUGUUGAAAAAUCUGUGACCCUUGACAGUUUUUGUACUUUUAUUCUCUUCGUGCACAAUAAAUGUAGAAUUAGUUUCCCUAUCAAA
Messenger RNA from Stegostoma tigrinum, 2523 nucleotides. RefSeq names its product zinc finger protein 346-like. The coding region runs from base 68 to 931 and encodes 287 amino acids. The transcript has 8 exons. The record is from RefSeq and is a predicted model, not a curated record. Gene Ontology annotation, molecular function: zinc ion binding; nucleic acid binding. NCBI's taxonomy places the organism in Eukaryota, Metazoa, Chordata, Chondrichthyes, Orectolobiformes, Stegostomatidae.